GAUCAUCUAGGCGUGUGGUGUAUUUAAUUUAUUUAUAUAAACGUGUGUAUGGAUAUUUAGGCAAUUUUUUCCUCUCCAGUCCAGUUAUAAAACGACGUUCUUGGAUCUAAGCAAGAGAUUUAAACCGCGCACGAGAUAAAGAAAUGGCUGAACUUUCGGUGAGAAAAAGGCACCGAGACCAACCUAGAAAUGGGGUUUGUCGAAGACGGUUAACGCACCGAAUGAACGACACACCCAAUUACCCCACCAACCCCCUACCCCCUUCUACCUCGAACCAAACCCCCGACAAUACCUCCCCUCUUACCCCCACCGCAAAUUCCUACGUCACACCUUCUUACGUCACGAACACGUCAUCAAACGUCACCGAAGCCACUCCAGCGUGCCUAGAACCCUUAGAUCUAUGCAAGGAUGGACAACAACAGCCCUCAAGCCCUCUACUUCCGUUGCUACGCGACAAACUCGACGUCUCUAGCACCGCAAGCGACGACGAGAUGAACGUCGACAGCCCUGACUCCGGGUUCGAGUCAGCGACACCUAGCGGAAUCUCAAACUCCGACUUUUUUGAUGAAUCUUCGAAAAGCGAUGAUUUCUCACGAGCUCCUAAAACUCCUGUUUCCCGCACCUCCUCCCUCGACUGUGACAUCAUAGAAGACACCCGCCUUUGUUUGACCCCUCCACCCAAACCUGAAGUGAAACCAAAACCACAAGCAGAGCGUAUCGUCCACCGUUGUGCAUGGGAUGCCUGCUCAUCCGUGUUCAUUACGUCACGUGACCUUCACGACCACAUUUGUAGUGUACACGUCGAUACAACAACGAAAAGGUUUUGCUGCUUAUGGUCAGGUUGCAAGGUGUACAACACACCCGCACGUAGCGUGGAAUGGCUGAAGCAACACGUUGGUCGGCAUACUGGUACCAAGAGGUUUCGUUGCCUGCUCGACGGAUGUGACGCAAGCUUCAACUCACAAAACGGUUUGGCUCGUCACGUGCCGUCACACUUCAGUGACGUCAACCUGCCAAAAGCGAGAGUUCCCGGAUACGAGAGAAAAGUUCUGGUUAAACGAAGGAAAAUUAAAGACAAGAAAAAGGCACUCGCUAAUAUCCACGACUAUUUGGACCAAUACACCUCUGAGGUAAUGGUCUCGCAACUCGUCACCAUGCUACGUCAUCCGGUGACGUCACUACCCACGCACACAAACGAUUCAGUGACGUCACAAGACAAUAAAGAAGCACAGGUGAUCUGCAAGCGUACCAGCGGCAACGAGGUGUGGCAUCUUACCACCAACCAAACAUGGGUACGCACGGGCAUGGUCAAACAACCAACUCUGUACUUUGCAACCCCAAGCCCUCAUAGACGAAAAUAUAAGGCAGUGGUCGCUGAUGUACGUAGCAAUAAUUAAGUGUUUGAGAUUGAAGUUAGAUGAAACUGGUAAACCAAUCCUGUGCUUGGAGUUAAAGUCGCAAUGUUUCAAUUGUGUCAAAGUCGAUAAUUGAACCGACCGUAAAUCCUCCACUUUGGCUCUUUUUACCCUCUAGCGUCCACCAUUACUGUGAAGUCGGCCUUAAUACAUUCCGCUAGAUGUUGAUAGUGAGCACGAACAGCAUAAACUUAUUUGUACGUCCAAAAUUUCCUUUAAUAGCCUUCUGUUUUACCAAUAUACGUACAUGGCAAAACACAUAAUUUUUCCCCCCAAAAUACUAAGAUCCUGGCUAUUUCUUUUCCUGUUGUUUGUAUAUUACUUUUCCUUCUUCGUUUGUUGUUGUUUGUUCUUACUUGUUUUUCCCUUCUCCCCAAGCAUAUCGAACGGAUAUGAAACGCUCUUCGGGGCGGUGACGAACGCGUGCUGCUUUCAUUCUGUUGUAGGCCUACAUGGCGCAAAUACAAAGACAAAUUUUUA
Molecule: messenger RNA, 1895 nt
Organism: Ciona intestinalis (vase tunicate)
Lineage: Eukaryota; Metazoa; Chordata; Ascidiacea; Phlebobranchia; Cionidae
Source: RefSeq